Alosa alosa (allis shad) is the source of this 12647-nucleotide messenger RNA. It is a transcript of the gene htt, whose product is annotated as huntingtin. Lineage: Eukaryota; Metazoa; Chordata; Actinopteri; Clupeiformes; Clupeidae. Gene Ontology annotation, cellular component: nucleus; cytoplasm. The record is from RefSeq and is a predicted model, not a curated record.
GGAUGCAUCAUCAAAGAUGGCUUUCAGUGUCGGAUGGUACAUCAUAAACGACCUGUUCAUUUAAUGACAUUUUUGCAGUCAAAUAAGCCCUAGUGGUUAUAGAAGACUGGAGCGGUGGACGGAAGCCGUCGCAAGCAGUGUCCAUCACCUGCGACGUGCUACGGCCGCCUGCCUCCUUGCAGCAUUUUUAUCGUCCCUACAGCUAGCGAGUUAGCUAACUUAGCUCAUUUGUAAAUAUUAGCCAGCUAGCUAACGUUAGCGACAUCUGGUCCCGUUAAAAUGGCCACCAUGGAGAAAUUGAUGAAGGCCUUUGAGUCUCUCAAGUCAUUCCAGCAACAGCAGGGACCACCAUCGGCCGAAGAGCUAGUUCAAAAACAGAAAAAAGAUCUCGCAACAACCAAAAAGGAUCGGGUGACCCACUGUCUGACGAUAUGUGAAAACAUUGUGGCACAGUCUCUGAGGACGUCGCCAGAGUUCCAGAAACUUCUGGGCAUCGCCAUGGAGAUGUUCCUGUUGUGUACCGAUGAUAAGGAGUCUGACGUCAGGAUGGUGGCGGACGAGUGCCUCAACAAAAUCAUCAAAGCAUUGAUGGACUCCAACUUACCCAGGCUGCAGCUGGAGCUGUACAAAGAGAUUAAGAAGAACGGUGCCUCCCGUAGUCUGCGAGCUGCCUUGUGGAGGUUUGCAGAGCUGGCCCACCUCAUCCGGCCGCAGAAGUGCAGACCUUACCUGGUCAACCUUCUGCCCUGUUUGACACGGAUCACCAAGCGUCAGGAGGAGAUGGUGCAGGAGACUCUGGCCUCCUCCAUCCCCAAGAUCAUGUCUGCCCUGGGCCAAUUUGCUAAUGACGGAGAGAUCAAGGUGCUGCUGAAAGCAUUUGUGGCUAACCUGAAGUCCAGCUCGCCCACCAUCCGCCGAACCGCAGCCAGCUGUGCCGUCAGCGUCUGUCAGCACUCACGCAGAACACACUACUUCUACACCUGGCUCCUCAACGUGCUGCUCGGUCUGGUGGUUCCGGUGGAUGAGGAGAGGCCUAAUCACCUGAUCCUGGGUGUGCUGCUCACGCUGCGCUACCUGAUGCCCCUGCUGCAGCAGCAAGUGCCCAACACCAGCCUGAAGGGCAGCUUUGGCGUCAUGCGCAAGGAGGCUGACGUCUCCCCAUCCCCAGAACAGCUGGUCCAGGUGUACGAGCUGACGCUACACUACACGCAGCACGGCGACCACAACGUGGUGACUGCCUCGCUGGAGCUGCUCCAGCAGGCAUUCCGCACGCCGCCGCCCGAGCUUCUGCACAUGCUCACCACCCCAGGUGUCCUGCCACGCCACACUGUCUUCCGCCAGGAGGCAGACAGCCGAGCCCGCAGCGGCAGCAUCGUGGAGCUCAUCGCUGGCGGAAGCUCAUCGUGGAGCCCGCUCCUCCUCAGGAAGCAGAAAGGAAAAGUGCUGUCGGGGGAGGAGGAGGGGUUGGAGGAUGACCCUGAAACGAGGGCAGAGGUCACCGGCUCCUUCACAGCGUCAGUCACUACCGAGUCGGGCAGCAGCGACGUGUCGGCGCCGUCGUCGUCGGGCGUGUCCUCGCUGACACCAGCAGACAUCAUUACCCAGCAGCCGCGCUCCUCCCAGCGUGCCCUGCAGCCGGGCGACUCGGUGGAGCUGAGCGGCGCCGGGGGCGACAGCGGGCCCGACGACGCAGACGCCGACGAGGAGGACAUGCUGAGCCGCAGCUCCAGUGGCGGCGCUGGCGGGCCAGGAGGAGGGGCCGUCCCCUCAGCGGCCGUGACCAGCGAGGAGUCCGUUGACGGUGACUCAAGGCAGGACCAACAGCAGCAGCGGCCCUCGGUUGCCCCGAGCGACAGCUCCCAGACCACCACGGAGGGGCCUGACUCGGCCGCCACACCCUCGGAGUGCCCUGAGCUCGUUCUGGAUGGUAGUGAGAGUCAGUAUUCAGGGAUGCAGAUUGGAACACUACAAGAUGAGGAGGAAGAGGGUGGCGCUCCUGGCCCAGAUGAACCUUUGGAGUCCUUCUCCCAGUCCGUGUUAGCCAUGACGAGGCCCCACCUGCUGGAAGGGAAAGGUCACAACAGGCAGGCGUCGGACAGCAGUGUGGACCGCUUCAUACCAAAGGAUGAGCAGCUGGAGCCCCCCGACCCAGAGACCAAGCCGUCCAGGAUCAAAGGGGUUAUUGGACACUACACCGACCCCAAGGAGGAGCCUCUGGUCCACUGUGUGCGCCUGCUGGCCGCUUCCUUCCUACUGACUGGACAGAAAAAUGGGCUGGUGCCGGACAGGGAGGUGCGGGUCAGUGUGAAGGCCCUGGCCGUGAGCUGUGUGGGGGCGGCCGCUGCUCUCCAUCCUGAGGCCUUCUUCAACACCCUCUACCUGGAGCCGCUAGAGGGCCUAGCCCCAGAUGAGCAACAGUAUAUCAGCGACAUCCUGAAGUAUGUGGACCACGGUGACCCGCAGAUCCGGGGGGCCACGGCCAUCCUGUGCGGUGCCCUGAUCCAGGCCAUCCUGCUCAAGACGCGCUUCAACGUGGAGGCCUGGCUGGCCACGGUCCAGAGCUCAACUGGAAACCCCAUCUCGCUAGUGGACUUAGUGCCUUUGCUGCAGAAGUGCUUGCGGGACGAGUCGUCGGUGACCUGUAAGAUGUCCUGUGCUGCUGUGAGGCACUGCAUCAUGGCUCUGAGCAGCAGCAGCCUGAGUGAGCUGGGCCUGCGGCUGCUGAUUGACCUGCUGGCCCUCCGUGACUGCUCCUACUGGCUCGUCCGCACCGAGCUGCUGGAAACGGUGGCCGAGGUGGACUUCAGAUUGGUUAAUUUCCUUGAGAGGAGAACGGAUAGUUUGCACAAAGGAGAACAUCAUUACACCGGGUUGCUCAGACUACAGGACCGGAUCCUCAGUGAUGUCAUCGUCUACCUUCUGGGGGAUGAGGACCCCAGAGUCAGACAUGUUGCUGCUGCUACUGUCAGCAGGGUGGUGUCACGACUGUUCUACGACUGUGACCAGGCACAGGCGGACCCUGUGGUGGCCAUUGCACGGGAGCAGAGCAGCUUGUACCUCCAGCUACUGAUGCACGAGACCCAGCCGCCCUCUCAGUUUACCGUCAGCACUAUCACCAGGACAUACAGGGGCUACAACUUGUCCCUGGGUACCUCUGAUGUGACCAUGGAGAACAACUUGUCUCGAGUGAUAAGUGCAGUGUCCCAUGCGCUCUCGUCCUCCACGUCCAGAGCUCUCACGUUUGGCUGCUGUGAGGCCCUGUGUCUGCUGAGCUCCAGUUUUCCGGUGACAGGUUAGACAGGCUGGCACUGUGCCCAUCCUGCCCCCAGCCUAUCCCAGUCGAGUGUCCCGGAGGAGCCCAGGAGGUGCCUGACCGUGGGCAUGGCCAACAUGGUGCUCUCGCUGCUGUCCUCCGCCUGGUUCCCCCUGGAUCUGUCGGCCCACCAGGACGCCCUGGUGCUGGCUGGGAACCUGCUGGCCGCUGCCUCCCCCAAGUGCAUGAAGAGCCCCUGGAGUGGCGAGGAGGAGACCAAUGCAGCAGCCAAGCAGGAGGAGCCGUGGCCGGCCCUCAGUGACCGCUCUCUCAUCGGCAUGGUGGAGCAGCUCUUCUCCCACCUCCUCAAGGUCCUCAACAUCUGCGCCCAUGUGCUGGACGACACGCCACCUGGCCCCGCCGUCAAGGCCACGCUGCCCUCCCUGGCUAACCCCCCGUCCCUGAGCCCCAUCCGCAGGAAGGGCAAAGACAAGGACACGGCCGAACCGCCCGCUCCCAUGAGCCCCAAGAAGGGGGGCGACCCCAACACAGGCCGGCCAGCAGACAGCACAGUGGCUGCGCCCGUCAGCAAGUCCACCACUCUAGGCAGUUUCUACCACCUUCCUCCCUACCUGAAGCUCUAUGACGUUCUCAAGGCCACAUAUGCCAACUACAGGGUGACACUGGAUCUCCACACCACCAAUGAGAAGUUUGGCGGUUUCCUGCGCUCCUCGCUGGACGUGCUCUCCCAGCUGCUGGAGCUGGCCACGUUACACGACAUCGGGAAAUGUGUGGAGGAAGUCUUGGGGUACCUCAAGUCCUGCUUCUCCAGAGAGCCAACAAUGGCCACUGUUCAGCUACUGAAGACGUUGUUUGGGACAACCUGGCGUCCCAGUACGAGGGGGCCGGGCCAAGACCCAUGUCGCUUUCCCGGGAAGGCUCCUCGGUUUGGUCCAGCUGCCUGGCGGCCCGGCCUCUACCACUACUGCUUCAUGGCACCCUACACCCACUUCACCCAGGCACUGGCCGAUGCCAGCCUCAGGAACAUGGUGCAGGCCGAGCAGGAACAGGACGCCUCAGGAUGGUUUGAUGUCAUGCAGAAGGUGUCCAGUCAGAUGAGGUCCAGUAUCACCAAUGUCACGCGCCACAGAGGUGACAAGAAUGUCAUCCACAACCACAUCCGUCUGUUUGAGCCGCUGGUCAUCAAGGCACUGAAGCAGUACACCACCAGCACCUCGGUGGCGCUGCAGAGGCAGGUCCUGGACCUGCUGGCCCAGCUUGUGCAGCUGCGGGUCAACUACUGCCUGCUGGACUCUGACCAGGUGUUCAUCGGCUUUGUUCUCAAGCAAUUUGAGUACAUUGAAUUGGGCCAGUUCAGGGAUUCGGAGGCGAUCGUGCCCAACAUCUUCUUCUUCCUGGUGCUGCUGUCCUAUGAACGCUACCACUCCAAGCAGAUCAUCAGCAUCCCAAAGAUCAUCCAGCUCUGCGAUGGCAUCAUGGCCAGUGGGAGGAAGGCAGUUACUCACGCCAUCCCUGCCCUGCAGCCGAUAGUCCAUGACCUGUUCGUGCUCCGGGGCUCAAACAAAGCCGACGCCGGAAAAGAGCUGGAGACCCAGAAGGAGGUGGUGGUCUCUAUGCUGCUCCGCCUUAUCCAGUACCAUCAGGUGCUGGAGAUGUUCAUCCUGGUCCUGCAACAGUGUCAUAAAGAGAACGAGGACAAGUGGAAGAGACUCUCUCGCCAGAUCGCUGACAUCAUCCUGCCUAUGAUCGGCAAACAGCAGAUGCAUCUGGACUCCCAUGAGGCGUUGGGUGUGCUCAACACACUGUUUGAGACGGUGGCUCCCUCCUCACUGAGGCCUGUCGACAUGCUGCUCAAGAGCAUGUUCGUCACUCCGGCUACUAUGGCGUCAGUGGGGACGGUGCAGCUGUGGGUGUCUGGCAUCCUGGCCGUGCUGCGCGUGCUCAUCUCCCAGUCCACUGAGGACAUCGUGCUAUCCCGCGUGCAGGAGCUCUCCCUGUCCCCCUACCUGCUGUCCUUCCCCACCAUCCGCCGGCUGCAGAGCGAGGUGGCCGCUCAGGCGCCCCCCCCACCCCAGCCGGCCGGCGGCCAGGAGACCAACGGCGAGCCCCAGCGCUUCCCACCUGAGGAGACCUUCGCCAGGUUCCUGCUGCAGCUGGUGGGUGUGCUGUUGGAGGACAUCUCCAGUAAGCAGGUGAAGGUGGACAUGAGUGAGCAGCAGCACACGUUCUACUGCCAGCAGCUGGGCACCCUCCUCAUGUGCCUCAUCCACAUCUUCAAGUCCGGAAUGUUCCGGCGCAUCACUGCAGCUGCCACCAAGCUGCUGAAAGCCGAGGGCCCGGCGUCAGGGGUCGGGGUGGGCGAGGGCUGCUUCUACAGCCUGGAGGGUCUGAAUGCGCUGGUCCUGCGCCUCAUCACCACCCACCCCCCGCUGGUGCUGCUUUGGUGUCAGGUGCUGCUCAUCAUCAACUACACCAACUACACCUGGUGGUCCGAGGUGCACCAGACGCCCAGGAGGCACAGUAUGUCCAGCACAAAGCUGCUGAGUCCACAAUCGUCCGGGGAGGGCAACCAGGACGGGCUGGAGACGCGGCUGGCCAUGUGCAAUCGAGAGAUCGUCCGCCGGGGGGCGCUCAUCCUCUUCUGUGACUACGUGUGCCAGAACCUGCACGACUCGGAGCACUUGACCUGGCUGACGGUGAAUCAUGUGCAGGAGCUGAUCAGCCUUUCCCAUGAGCCCCCGGUGCAGGACUUCAUCAGUGCUGUCCACCGAAACUCCGCCGCCAGCGGCCUCUUCAUCCAGGCCAUCCAGUCCCGCUGCGACAAUCUGACCAACCCCACCAUGCUGAAGAAGACCCUGCAGUGUCUGGAGGGGAUGCACCUGAGCCAGUCGGGGGCUCUGCUCAUGCUCUACGUGGACAAGCUGCUCAGCACGCCCUUCCGGGUGCUAGCGCGCAUGGUGGACACGCUGGCCUGCCGCCGUGUGGAGAUGCUGCUGGCCGAGACGCUGCAGAACAGCGUAGCUCAACUGCCUGUGGAGGAGCUGGACAGGCUCCAGGAGUAUCUGCAGAGCAGUGGACUGGCCCAGAGGCACCAGAGGUUCUACUCCCUGCUGGACAGGUUCCGAGCCUCUCUCCCCGAGGAGACGGCAAGCCCCACACCGCCGGUCAGCACACACCCACUAGAUGGAGAGCCACCCCCUCCCACACAGCAUGUGGUAGCUAAUAAGGAGUGGUAUGUGACGUUAGUGAAGUCUCAGUGUUGUUUGGGUGGAGAGGGGGCGUUGUAUGAAACCACGGCGCUGCUGACCAAACUGCCCCAGGAGGAUCUCAGCGCCAUCAUGGCCUGCAAGGAGUUCAAUCUGGCCCUGCUGGCCCCCUGCCUGAGUGUUGGGGUGCAGAGGCUAACCCAAGGUCAGGGCGGGGUCCUAUUGGACACUGCUCUCCAGGUGACCAUGGAUCGCCUGUCCGCCACCACGCAGCUCCUCCCCCUCCCCCACCACUCCUUCUUGCCGCCCACCGAUGCGGAGUCCGAGCCUGAAGGCUACUGGGACAAACUGGCCGACGUCUAUAAGGGCCCCUGCCAGCCAGCACUGGUGGCCUCCUUCACCACCCUCACCAUAGAGACGGUGGUGUGGCGAGUGCUGCAGGACCAGCUCCCUCUGAGCGUGCAGCUGCAGGCGUCCCUGUCCUGUGUGUGUCUGGCCCUGCAGCAGCCGGCUGUCUGGACCCUGCUGGCCUCGGGCCCCUACCUCAGCCAGGCCAUGUCCAUCAUCCACUGCGUCCGCCUGCUCAUCCACGCAGUCGCUGUGGGGCCUGGUGACCAGCUUCUCCGACCGGAAAGAAAGAGGUCUAACUCUGAAUCUGGGGAAGAUGAAGUGGACUCAGCCAAAGACGAUGUGAGCAAGCAGCGUGCGUGUGAGGUGAUGGUUGAGCUGGUGGAGGGCUUGCAGACGGCGCUCUUUCUGGGCCACCCUCGGAACCGGUCUAUCCCAGCAUUCCUCACUCCCACCCUGCGCAAUGUCAUCAUCAGCCUCGCCAGGCUACCGCUCGUCAACAGCUACACCCGCGUGCCGCCACUGGUGUGGAAGCUGGGCUGGUCCCCCAGGCGUGGUGGUGAGUUUGGUACGGCACUGCCAGAGAUCCCUGUGGAGUUCCUGCAGGAGAAGGACGUCUUCAGGGAGUUCCUGUACCGCAUCAACACUCUGGGGUGGAGCAGUCGGACGCAGUUUGAGGAGACCUGGGCCACACUGUUGGGGGUGCUGGUCACCCAGCCAAUCGCCAUGGACCAGGAAGAGGAGAGUCCGCAGGAGGAGGAUCUGGAGCGGACUCAGAUUAACGUGCUUGCGGUGCAGGCCAUCACCUCUCUGGUGCUGAGCGCCAUGACUCUUCCUGUGGCGGGAAAUCCCGCCGUCAGCUGCCUGGAGCAGCAACCGCGCAACAAGACCCUCAAAGCCCUGGAUACGAGGCUUGGGAAGAAGCUGAGUGUGAUCCGGGGGGCCGUGGAGAGGGAGAUCCAGUCCAUGGUGUCCAAGAGGGACAACGUGGCCACUCACUUCCCUUAUCAGGCCUGGGACCCCGUGCCCUCACUCUCCUCCUCCUCUGCAGGCACCCUGAUUAGCCACGAGAAGCUCCUCCUGCAGAUCAACACAGAGAGAGAGAUGGGCAACAUGGAGUACAAACUGGGCCAGGUGUCCAUUCAUUCGGUGUGGCUGGGGAACAACAUCACCCCUCUGAGGGAGGAGGAGUGGGACGAGGAUGAGGAGGAUGAGACCGAUGCCCCGGCACCAGCCUCACCCCCCAUCUCUCCCAUCAACUCAAGGAAGCACCGUGCUGGAGUAGACAUCCACUCCUGCUCCCAGUUCCUCCUGGAGCUCUACAGUCAGUGGAUCCUGCCAGGGAGCCCCAGUAACCGCAAGACCCCCGUCAUCCUCAUCAGUGAGGUGGUGCGAUCGCUGCUGGCGGUGUCGGACCUCUUCACUGAGCGGAACCAGUUUGACAUGAUGUUCUCCACCCUGAUGGAGCUGCAGAGAGUGCACCCCCCUGAAGACGAGAUCCUCAACCAGUACCUUGUGCCAGCCAUCUGCAAGGCCGCCGCCGUGCUGGGCAUGGAUAAGGCCACAGCAGAGCCUGUGUGUCGACUGCUGGAGACGACACUGCGGAGCACGCACCUGCCCAGCCGCAUCGGGGCGCUGCACGGCGUCCUCUACGUGCUGGAGUGUGACCUGCUGGACGACACCGCCCGCCAGCUCAUCCCUACGGUCAGCGAGUACCUGCUCUCCAACCUCAGAACCCUAGCACAUUGUGUGAACCUACAUAACCAGCAGCACGUGUUGGUGAUGUGUGCUGUGGCGUUCUACAUGAUGGAGAAUUACCCUCUGGAUGUGGGGUCAGAGUUCAACGCUGGCAUCAUCCAGUUGUGCGGGGUGAUUCUGUCGGCCAGUGAGGAGGCCACGCCAUCAGUCAUCUACCACUGCGUGCUGCGGGGGCUGGAGCGGCUACUGCUGUCGGAGCAGCUGUCGCGCGUCGACGCAGAGACGCUGGUCAAGCUCAGUGUGGAGCGUGUCAACAUGCCCAGCCCCCACCGCGCCAUGGCCGCCCUGGGCCUCAUGCUCACCUGCAUGUACACAGGAAAGGAGAAAGUCAACCCUGGUCACCCUGGGGAUGCCGACCCAACUGCCACAGACAGUGAGACGGUCAUUGUUGCUAUGGAGCGUGUCUCUGUGCUCUUUGACAGGAUCCGUAAGGGCUUCCCUUGUGAAGCUCGCGUGGUAUCGCGGAUUCUGCCCCAGUUCCUGGACGACUUCUUCCCUCCUCAGGAUGUCAUGAACAAGGUCAUCGGAGAGUUCCUGUCCAAUCAGCAGCCUUACCCCCAAUUCAUGGCAACAGUGGUCUAUAAGGUGUUCCAGACGCUGCAUGCCACCGGCCAGUCGUCCAUGGUGCGCGACUGGGUGCUGCUGUCCCUCUCCAACUUCACCCAGCGCACGCCUGUGGCCAUGGCCAUGUGGAGUCUGACCUGCUUCUUCGUCAGCGCCUCCACCAGCCAGUGGAUCUCCGCUCUCCUGCCUCACGUGGUCAGUCGCAUGGGCAGGGCGGACACGGUGGACGUCAGCCUCUUCUGCCUGGUGGCCAUGGACUUCUACCGGCACCAGAUUGACGAGGAGCUGGACCGCCGCGCCUUCCAGUCCGUCUUCGAGAUGGUGGCCGUGCCGGGCAGUCCGUACCACCAGCUGCUGUGCUGCCUCCAGAGCAUCCACCAGGACACUCCGCUGUGAACAAGCCAGUCAGCCUCACUAGUUCACACUGUGACACCUCGUUAUGUCACAGUUUGUCAGUGUGUCCUCAAGUCACCACAACACCUCCAUGUAACGCCCUGUUAUCCUCAAUGCACUGGGAGGCCUUUUUGUCCAGAGGCCCAUCUAUGGUUAUAGUACCAAGGAUCAUCACCAAGACCACAGCCCCUCAAAAGAGUUCUAGAAUCACUGUGAGGUAGCCUUCCCACAAUGCACAGGGACUCCUUGCAGAGUGAUUGAUAUCUCUAGAGCAAACCAAGAGUCGUACUAAAGUCCCUCUGGAAAUCUGAAACCAUUAUACGACCAUCCCCACGUAGAGUAUGCAAUCAUGUUUAAUCGUGGGCGCUUUCUUUGCAUGAAAACACAAGAGUGUGGUAAAUUGACACUGUCAGAUGAACGCCUCCUGAAAGUGGAUCUGUGUCCAAGCAACAGGGUCUGACUUGACACCUCCACCUCCUGCCCGCCAGACAGCCAGCAGCUUUUGGCAGAGGUUCGUUAAACAACCAUUCAACUGACAAAGGCCUCCCCAAGAAGUGGUCUUCAUCUCAAUCCCAGGUCUUUUCCACUCCUCCAUAACUCACCCUGUUUGUCUCCAUGGUCUAGGUGGGGGGCUAACUUUAACAACCGGGCUUUCACUUACCCACUCCUUCUCUCUGCCAUCACCCCUCCCCUUUUCUGUCUGUCUGAAAAAAAAAAAAUAACAUUCCUUGAUUAUUAUGACUAUUGUUAUUAUUUUGCACGAAUGUUGCAUUGCUCUGUGGAUCUGUCCUCCAGCACUUGAACACUGAACAGAAUAUAAUAUAACUUAAUUUGUAUCUAUAUCCUCUCCUGAAGGAAGUAUGCUUGAGCCAUGGUGUUAUUACAAAAAAAAAUCAUUAAAUAAGACUGAGGAUGUAGUAUAUUUAAAAGUAAGAUGUGGUCAAUACUUCUAUUUUUGGUGCCGUUUUUGUUACAGUCUUCAGGAGUGAUCUAAAGGGGCCUUUUUUCCAAAGGGGUUGAAAUCUCAGUGUCUUGUGUGUGUGUGUGUGUGACUCUCAUCUGGUUCCUUUUUUAAUUAUUAUUUUGGUCACUCGUCAAUACUGCACUGCUCUUGAUGGAGUGGGAAAUGGAAAAUAAUUGUGAAAGGUUUGGUAAUGUGAAAGGUAGAAAGUUUGGUAAAAGCCAUAAUAACCAUACUUUUGUUUCUCUAUUGAUUGUAUUGUCAUGGUGGACAACAUUAUUCUUUGUUGUUAAGCAUGCUGCAACAAGUUGUUUGUCCAUUAAGGCAACAGCCUUGCGUAGUGUGACUGUUUUUAAUCUCAGGACACGAGAUGUGAUUAUUGAUCCCCAUAAUGACAAGAAGUUCUAUUUUAAUGGAGGGUGUAUCUAUAUUGUGUAAUAUGUAUGAAAGAAGACAAAAAAAUACAGAAAUCUGAAAGGACGUGUGUUUAAUCAAGAAAAAUGGGCGAUCCAGACGUCCCAUUGCCACUGUUUGUCGAGCACACAGAAUCGUUGACGCUAACCUCUGAAUGCCCACUUUGUUUUUUUGUUUUUUUAAAUAGGCCUGUGUCUCGUUACGUAUGCUUUGUUGAUUCAUUUGACAACAAAAUUCUCUUAAUGAGAAACUGUCUGAGCACUACUGAACUGUAAUAAAAUAAAAUCAACAAUAAAUUACAUUUUAUAAUCUUAUGUUUUAAUGCUCAAUUGAAGGAGGUGUAUUGUGAGCACUGUAAGUAUAUAAAGCCUUAGUCAGCAAUCUGAUCAUGUAUAUAUUCACUAGUGGCAUGCUCCUGAUAAUUGCAAAACUCUUUCAAUACCGAAAUAGUGACUGGGAAAAGUCAUGAUUUGGUACCAAUGCAGUCAGCUCUAAACCAUAGACUGGAUGAUGCCUUGAGCAAGCGUUGACAAAUCGCAGGUGUAUGCGGGCAGAGGUUACUGGCAAGGUUGGUCCAUAGCAGCAAGCCUCCUGCAGCAAUUCACACUUUGUAUGUUAGCAUUUCAGUGUUUACAGAACUUGAGGAAAGAUUUCUGUCUCUCUUUCUCACACUUUGAAAUAAGUAUUGAACAUGUGAACAGUGAUCAUAUUAGUAUGUCAGAAGCUUCAAAUUGACACUUGAUAUCUGUGUAAAAUGUAUCAUAUCCUCUCGCAGGAAGGUUUAACACUCACAGCUAACUGUUUCGGUCAACGUACCUUUCCAAAUGAUGUAUUUACACAAUAAAACAGUGAUGACAGCAUUGUUUUGUAACUGUUUCCAAACCCUGUUUCAUUUAUCAAGAAACCAACAUGGCAGGUCAAAUUACAAAUGUCGAAAUAAUGUUAAAUGUUUGGAUUUCAUGAAAUUCGAAAUGACAUGGGGGAACCAAGAAAACAUGGUUGAUGUGGGGCAUUUUUUUAUCAUCUGUUCUUGCAUGGCUACUGAGUGGGGUCCUUGGCCGCCUCUUAUUUUUAAAAACAGGGCCUGGACCUUCUGUUGCCCAUAAUACGCUUUCUGCAGAAAGCAACGAGCAAGGGACACACUGAGGGGCUGGGGUGGAGUCCAGCACACAGUUUAGCACAGCAGAAGUAGAAGUGCUUGUGGUAUUUUUUUUUUUUAUCCCUUUGUCUGCUGGUCUUUCUUUCUUUCUUUCUUUCUUUCUUUCUUUCUUUCUUUUAAAAUAAUUAUUAUAACAAUUAGAUUCAUGCAUAUCCCUGGUCUCACUAAAGGAAGAAAGGAAGUUGGCAUUGACCUACUGACCCCAACUCUCUCCAUCUGUCUGAAUUAGGCGGGAGCAGAUGCAUCUGUCUCCCACAGACGACAGGGCUUAAGGCACACUGGGAGUUCAUGAUGGCGCAGACAUGUUUUGCCUCUUAACUGUCUGUUUGGGGUCUGUUAACCCCGCUGUGUGAAGACACUAAACAGGAUUAUGAAAAAACUGCACCCAGAUCAGUUAGAGAAAUACAUGGCCAGCUCCGGAGUGCUCCUAAGAACCGUCAGUAGUUGAGUUGCUCUGCAAGCAAAUGCAUUAAGCAAAUUAUACAAUCAGAAGAUAUGAGUGUAAUUAAUGACUUAGUUAUGUAAAGUAAAACUUGAUACAUUUAAAUGAAUAAACGAUUUUAAGUGUCA